Molecule: messenger RNA, 1215 nt
Organism: Ogataea polymorpha
Lineage: Eukaryota; Fungi; Ascomycota; Pichiomycetes; Pichiales; Pichiaceae
Exons: 1
Coding region: 1-1215 (404 amino acids)
Biological process (GO): regulation of gene expression; regulation of RNA metabolic process
Cellular component (GO): cytoplasm; nucleus
Molecular function (GO): mRNA binding
Source: RefSeq, a predicted model, not a curated record
AUGUUGAAGCGCAAGAACGAAGAGGACGAGGCAACUGCUGCUAAGCGGGUAGCCCUUGAUAACGAGAAUGCUGACCAGGAAGAGCCGACCGAGGACAAUAACCAGGCAGACUCACUGGAGCCUUCUAAGACGGAUCAACGUGCAGAUAGCGACCAACAGUCACAAGAACGGGUACCGCAGCCUGAGACUCCGGAGCCCGUCGCGCAUCACAGGCCAACUAAUGACGAUCCCACCUAUGUGCAUUUUCGAAUGCUUUGCUCAAUUAACGAAACUGCUGCCAUUGUCGGCAAAGGCGGCGAGACAAUCAACAGAAUUAAGGAGAUGUCCAGUGCAAGAGUGAACGUCAGCGAAAAUUUGAAGGGUAUCCCCGAACGCGUCAUCACCGUGCGUGGACCUGCAGAGUAUGUUGCAAAAGCGUUUGGGCUUAUCACAAGGGCAAUCAUGGACGAGCCUUUCAACGAGGCUUCUACCGUGGAUUCAAAACAAAUUAAUUUGAAGCUGUUGUUCCCCCACACGAUAAUUGGCUACAUCAUAGGGAAAAGGGGAGCGAGAUUCAGGGAAAUCGAGGAUAAUUCCGCUGCAGCGUUGAAAGCAAGCGACCAGAUUCUCCCUGCUUCGACAGACAGAAUCCUCCACAUCACUGGAGUCGCGGACGCCAUCCACAUAGCCACGUAUUAUGUGGCACAGACAGUGAUAGAGCACAAACAGCAUCUGGCCAAGGCUGUGUUCUACAAUCCGGCCAAUUGCAACCAGCCUAGCACACCAGUCGGCGGCAAUGUCUCGAGAAUGGCCUACGGCAACGGAUAUCCUCCUCAAGUAAUGCAGGUUCCGGCUCCAAUAAUGCAGAGCCCCUACAUGGGCCAGCCUGUUCAACAAUCUUAUGGACAAUAUAUCCCAGGCGCCGCUGCUGGGGCGGUUGCUGCACCAGUCCCUGCUCCAAUGCAAGCACAAUCAGGACAGGAAAAAAUCAACCAGGACAUUUACGUUCCUCAAAUGCACAUAGGGCUAGUGAUCGGGAAAGGCGGGAAGAAUCUCAAAGAUAUUCGUACUAUAACCGGAUGCUAUGUCAAGGUCAAUGACGAGGUUCCCGGCGCCACAGAGAGAAAACUCACUUUAAUGAGCACAAGCCCGUUCGCCAUCCAACAGGCAAUAAUGCUGAUAAACAACAAGAUUGAAAAUGAGAAACAGAGGCAGAGAAAUCAUAGAGAUGACUAG